AUGAACGCCUGGCUCCACGAUACGCCGCCCGCCAUUCCAUCGCCCCUUGACCCCGGCGCAGGCAACCCCAACGUCAAUGGCCAUGGAAACGGGACCGCGUUCGCCAACCCUCCUCCCCAUCCUCCUCCACCCGCGCCGGCCACCAUAGAUCCCGCCAUGGCCUUUCUGCAGCCUCAAUCGCAACAGCAGCAACAGCAGCCGCCUCAGUCACAGCCGCAGUCUCAGUCUCCCGUCCCAUCGGACACUCCCCAGUUUACGCGCAUGUUCAAUGGCGCAACGCCAUCUCCGGCAUCGCGCAUGUCCCCUGGAUUCCACCCGCCAAACUCCGUCGUCCCGUCUAAACGGCCGCGGCCAGAUGACGGCUUUCUCGUCUCGUCCCCUCGUCAGGUACAGGGCGGGAUUCCUCCAGCUGCCGUCUCGCGCUCCCAGACGCCCCAACAUGGCGCCUAUCCAGGCUAUCAACAACCACAACAACAACAACAGCAGCAGCAACAACAACAACAGCAAACUCCUGUAGCUGGCGGAGCGGCUGUUGUUAAUACUAAUGGGGCUUCUCACUUCCCUCCUGCGCCUGGUGCUGCUCCUGGUGGCCCUGCUGCCGCCUUUCACCCAGGUUUUCAGCAGCCGGCGUCUUCGACGGCUAGUCCGUCCCCAGUACCGCAGGAGUUUGAUGCGCAGAGAGUACAAACUAGCUCUCCUUCCCCUUUCCCUAAUGCUGCCGUUCAGCCCGGCCAGCCGUCGUCAGACCACGGGAGCCGUGUUGCCACCCCUCAAGCUCCUACUUCUUACCCUCCAGGCCCGCCAUAUCCAGGCCAGGUCCAGCAGAACCCAAACCAGAACCCAACCAUGAUGCCUGGCUAUGCCACGCAUGCCCAACAGAUGGCUGCGCGUCAGCAGAUGUAUCAGAUGCACAUGGCUAAUCAAGUGCGCCAGCAGCAGCAGCAGCAAGUACAGCAGCAACAACAACAGCAGCAGGUACCUCCACCGAUGCCAGGUCAACCAAUGUCAAGCCAACAGCAGAGCCAGAUGGCCGCUAUGCGCCACAUACAACAGCAGCAGGCAGCACAACAGGCACAACAACAUGCCGCACAGCAGCAGGCCGUCCAGGCAGCUCAACAACAGGCCCAGGUUGUAGCUCAGCAACAGGCUCAGGCUCAGGCUCAAGCGCAGGCCAUGGCCAAACCUACAACACCAGAAGGAUUCCUUCGCGUGCUACAGAAGUUCAUGAUUCCGCGACGACUACCACUAGACCCUUCUCCUCUCGUGUGCGGACGGCCCAUUGUGCUUAUGCAGCUCUACGCGACUGUCAUGAAAUUAGGUGGUUCCCAAAAGGUUACCAACACCAACUCCUGGCCGAUCGUCGCUCAACAGCUGCAUUUUCCCGCUAUGCAGUACCCCACAGCUGCACGAGAGAUACGGGAUCAGUACUAUCGUAAUCUCGCCGCUUAUGAGCAGGCCUGGCUCUCUACACACCAGAAACCAGGGGACCAGCCGCAACCGCAGCCGCAGAUGCAAAUGCCAAUGCAACCUCAGAAUGACAUGAUGUCUCCUGUCAAACCAAUGAACAGCCAUUUCGAUCCCCAGGUUCAAUCACAGCCGCCAGCACAGGGAUUCAUGCAGCCGUCGAUGCAGCAGCAGCCCCCUCAGGCUCUGAAUGGCUACUCAACACCAAGCAAGCCCAAGCUACAGCAACACUCUGGCCUGAGCCACGCAGAGUCUCUGUCCAUGUCCCCCAAUGGCCAGAGCAUAGCCUCUCCCUCCGUGAAAGAAGACGCCUUCGCUCCGCCAACUUACACCUUCAAACAACCCAUCCCGGCCGAGUACACACCCCUGACCUUCCCCGAGCCUGUUUUCCACGGUCCCGUCAUAGUCGACGAGCUGUUUCCCUUAGGUGAUGAUCUCCUCCGUCUCAAGCCUACCGUCCCUCGAUUCCAUGAGCUAGGCGUAAUCGAUAUUCAUGCCCUAACGAUGAGCCUCAAAUCUGGUCUCAUCUCCGAAACUCGUCUGGCUCUAGACACGUUAACCACCCUUUCCGCCGAACCAGCCAUCCAUCUUUCUCUCGAAAACUGUGACGAUCUACUACCGACGAUCCUCGAUACAGCAACAGAUCACCUCGAAUUGCUCGCGGAACACUCGCCGGAAGUAUCAGACGAGAUACAGCUGGCUUCGUACGAGGAACUGCUACGCGGAUGCCGUCAGGAAAUUGAAUCAUUACUUGAUGUUCCACCUUUCGGCAGUCUAGAACACUCUCUCGAUAGAGCAGUCGACCGUCUUAUCUGUAUUACCACCAUAUUGCGCAACUUCAGCUUCUCGGAGUCAAAUUUCCCUCUCCUCUCUGCCCCAAGCGUUGUUCGUUUCCUUGCUCUUGCCAUUCGAUAUAUGGGCACCAGGCAUCUUUUCCUUCGCACACAUCAAAAUACCCUAGACUUCAUGAAAGACGUUCUCAUCUUCCUCAGCAACCUCGCACAUGCCAUACAUAUACCAGGCAAGGACGAGGCCCUGGCACUGCUCAAUUUCCUUCUUUCAUUCGCACCCUCAAUUUCUGCGUCGACAUCAGACGACGAACCUCUUAUCUUUGCUCCUUACCAGCCCAGCAUCCACCGUUACUUGCCAGCAGCAGUCGACAGUUUAGCUAAGCUGUUAGCCCGUGAUGACCCCAACCGUACCCUCUACAAGUCCAUCUUCUCCGAUCCUUCUGUUAAUGCAUCCACGGCUGGCGCGCAUAUAUCAACAUACCUCCUAACACGCGCGUUUUCUCUUGCCAUCUCCAUAAUACCAGAGUACUCAAAGGGGAACGUUUUACAUAUAACGGAAGCCCGCAAGCCAUUCCUCAUGCAAGGCCUUCUAGCCGCAGAAGUACUGUCAUCUCUGGCCGAUGCUUCAUUUGCUCGCGCCUGGCUGGGUUCCCACGAUGGAUUCGCCAUCAGUCUCGUCCACCUUGCUGGCCUACUGAGUGCGGAGCGACCUCGUCAGUCUAUCCCUCAACAUCCCAAUGCUCUCGGUGCCAGGCAGGAUGAUGCACAGGGUUACUAUACCAUCGUCUCUCGUGCACUUGGCAUACUUAACAGACUUGGCUCAAAGGUACGAAAGGCAAAUAAAGGCAAACAGGGCGGUAUAGACGUGGGGUUCAACGUCCUGCCUAAGAAGGAGAACAUACUGGGCGCGUUGGUUUCAAGAGCCAUCGACCCAAGCACGCUCAAAUUACUGUGCGAGUACGAAGGGUUAUCGGGAUAA
Nannizzia gypsea CBS 118893 is the source of this 3234-nucleotide messenger RNA. RefSeq lists its product as hypothetical. Gene Ontology annotation, biological process: regulation of transcription by RNA polymerase II. Gene Ontology annotation, molecular function: transcription cis-regulatory region binding. The record is from RefSeq and is a predicted model, not a curated record. Lineage: Eukaryota; Fungi; Ascomycota; Eurotiomycetes; Onygenales; Arthrodermataceae. The transcript has a single exon. Bases 1 to 3234 code for a protein of 1077 amino acids. Gene Ontology annotation, cellular component: SWI/SNF complex; nucleus.